UUGUCGCUGUUGGUGUUUGUGCGGCGUGGCUUUGUGGGACCGGGACCUUAAAGAUAGCCACAAUGGCUGAAAAUGGUGAUAAUGAAAAAAUGGCUGCUCUCAAGGCCAAAAUCUGUCAUCAAAUUGAGUAUUAUUUUGGUGACUUCAAUUUGCCACGAGACAAAUUUUUAAAGGAACAGAUCAAACUGGAUGAAGGCUGGGUGCCUUUGGAGAUAAUGAUAAAAUUCAAUAGGUUAAACGGUCUAACAACAGACUUUAAUGUAAUAGUGGAAGCACUGAGCAAAUCAAAGGCUGAACUCAUGGAAAUAAGUGAAGAUAAAACUAAAAUCAGAAGAUCUCCAAGCAAACCCCUCCCUAAAGUGACAGAUGAAUAUAAGAAUGAUGUAAAAAACAGAUCUGUUUAUAUUAAAGGCUUCCCAACUGAUGCAACCCUUGAUGACAUAAAAGAAUGGUUAGAAGAUAAAGGUCAAGUACUAAAUAUUCAGAUGAGAAGAACAUUACACAAAGCAUUUAAGGGAUCAAUAUUUGCUGUGUUUGAUAGUAUUGAAUCUGCUAAGAAAUUUGUUGACACCCCUGGCCAGAAGUAUAAAGAUACAGACCUGCUAAUACUU
This is a messenger RNA of Odobenus rosmarus divergens (Pacific walrus), 611 nucleotides long. RefSeq names its product lupus La protein homolog. The annotation marks the transcript as partial. The record is from RefSeq and is a predicted model, not a curated record. Lineage: Eukaryota; Metazoa; Chordata; Mammalia; Carnivora; Odobenidae. The transcript has a single exon.